Poecile atricapillus (Black-capped chickadee) is the source of this 3050-nucleotide messenger RNA. RefSeq names its product transmembrane and coiled-coil domain family 2 (gene TMCC2). Lineage: Eukaryota; Metazoa; Chordata; Aves; Passeriformes; Paridae. Gene Ontology annotation, cellular component: endomembrane system. The record is from RefSeq and is a predicted model, not a curated record. The transcript is spliced from 5 exons. The coding region runs from base 85 to 2136 and encodes 683 amino acids. Gene Ontology annotation, biological process: amyloid precursor protein metabolic process.
CCGCAGCGGCCGCCGGGGCGCCGCCCGCCGCCGCCGCCGCGGCCGUAGGCGCCCCCCGCCAGCCGCGGGCACGGCGCUCCCGGGAUGAAGCGGUGCCGCUCGGACGAGCUGCAGCAGCCCGAGGAGGAUCCCGGCUCCGCGGGGGAGUCGCCCGGUCACGGCGUGAUGGAGGGCAAGGCCGGCGAAGCGGCGGCGGCCCCCGAGGCGGGCGCUGUCCCGGCGCCGCCGCGCUCCAAGCCCCCCGACCUGAAGAAAAUCCAGCAGCUCUCCGAGGGCUCCAUGUUCGGCCACGGCCUCAAGCACCUGUUCCACAGCCGCCGGCGCUCGCGGGAGCGGGAGCAGCCGAGCUCGCAGGAGGCGGCGCCGCACGGCGCCUCCGACCACGACUCCCCGGACGAGAAGGAGCGCUCCCCGGAGAUGCACCGCGUGUCCUACGCCGUGUCCCUCCACGACCUCCCCGCCCGCCCCACCGCCUUCAACCGCGUGCUGCAGCAGAUCCGCUCGCGCCCUUCCAUCAAGCGCGGCACCAGCCUGCACAGCGGCGGGCGCCGCGCCAAGAGCGGCUCGCUGGAGCCCCAGAAGGGCAGCCCCCACCUCGGCCGCAGGGCCCCCCAGGACAGCGGGCUCACGGCCAUCCUGCACCAGCACCAGGGCAGGCCCAGGUCGUCCUCCACCACGGACACGGCCAUCCUGCUGGCCGAGAGCGGGGCUGUCUACCUGCUGGCCGAGGAUGGCGAGGGGCUGGCGGAUAAGCUGGACAAGGGCGACGUGAGCACCCUGAACCUUCCCCCGGGCGCCGGGCACGGUGACGCCGACGGCCCCGUGUGCCUGGACGUGCCCGAUGGCACCCCCGACCCUCACCGCACCAAAGCCGCCAUCGAGCACCUGCACCAGAAGAUCCUCAAGAUCACGGAGCAGAUCAAGAUCGAGCAGGAGGCGCGGGAUGACAACGUGGCCGAGUACCUGAAGCUGGCCAACAACGCCGACAAGCAGCAGGCGUCGCGCAUCAAGCAGGUGUUCGAGAAGAAGAACCAGAAGUCGGCGCAGACCAUCGCGCAGCUGCACAAGAAGUUGGAGCACUACCACAAGAAGCUGAAGGAGAUCGAGCAGAACGGCCCCUCCCGCCAGCCCAAGGAUGUUUUCCGGGACAUGCAGCAAGGGCUGAAGGACGUGGGCGCCAACGUCCGCUCCAGCAUCAGCGGCUUCAGCGGGGGCGUGGUGGAAGGGGUCAAGGGGGGGCUCUCGGGGCUGUCCCAGGCCACGCACACGGCCGUGGUGUCCAAGCCGCGGGAGUUCGCCAGCCUGAUCCGCAACAAGUUCGGCAGCGCCGACAACAUCGCCCACCUGAAGGACACGCUGGACGACGGGCACCCCGAGGAGGCCUCGCGGGCGCUGAGCGGCAGCGCCACGCUGGUGUCCAGCCCCAAGUACGGCAGCGAUGACGAGUGCUCCAGCGCCACCUCGGGCUCCGCCGCCGGCAGCAACUCCGGGGCUGGGCCCGGCGGCCUGGGGAGCCCCAAGUCCAACACGCUGGAAAGCCACCACAACAACUUCGACACCAUCCUGGAGGAGCUGAGGGAGAUCAAGGACAGCCAGUCCCACCUGGAGGACUCCAUGGAGGACCUCAAGGCCCAGCUGCAGCGGGAUUACACCUACAUGACCCAGUGCUUGCAGGAGGAGCGCUACAGGUACGAGCGCCUGGAGGAGCAGCUGAACGACCUGACGGAGCUGCACCAGAACGAGAUGACCAACCUGAAGCAGGAGCUGGCCAGCAUGGAGGAGAAGGUGGCCUACCAGUCCUACGAGAGGGCACGGGACAUCCAGGAGGCCGUGGAGUCGUGCCUGACGCGGGUGACCAAGCUGGAGCUGCAGCAGCAGCAGCAGCAGGUGGUGCAGCUGGAGGGGGUGGAGAACGCCAACGCCCGGGCGCUGCUGGGCAAGUUCAUCAACGUCAUCCUGGCCCUCAUGGCCGUGCUGCUCGUCUUCGUCUCCACCAUCGCCAACUUCAUCACGCCGCUCAUGAAGACCCGCAUGCGCAUCCUCAGCACCGCCCUGCUCGUCCUCUUCCUCCUCUUCCUCUGGAAGCACUGGGACUCCAUCAGCUACUUCCUGGAGCACGUUCUGCUCCCCAGCUGAUCCGCCAGCCCGGCCGCUGUCGUUUUCCCCACGAGGAGAGGGAUGAGGGUCCAAAGCCUUCCCCGCACGCUCGGCUCGGCUGCUUUCCCGGCCCUCCGCGGAUCUGGGAUCCCUCUGGGAUGUUUGGGAAGGGUGGGAUGGGGAGUGAGGAGUUUUUUUUGGAAGGCACCGGUGAUUUUUGGCUUUUUCUAAGGGGUUUUGGGUGGUUUUUGAAAGGUCAUCCUGAAGUCCCUGGGGAGGAAAUCUUCUCCAGGGGGGGUUCUUCGUUUGGUGGGAAGGAUUGAGCUGGACCAAACCUGGCUCUGGGAGAACUUCCAGCACGGAGAGGAGAGGGAUUCAUUGGGGCAGGAUUUUCCCUUUCGGCCUUGACAAACCCAGGUGGCAAAAAAAAAAAACCAAACCCUGGGAUGGAGCGAAAGCAAAGCAGGUGGAGAUGGAGGAAGCAGGGCCAAGACAAACACAGCAGGACACACACGUCCCCAGCAGCCUCUGCCACAGCCCAGCCAGGACACAGCGGGGCUGGGACAGUCCCCACAGGGGCUGGGCACAGCCAGGGCAGUCAGCACCGGCACAAGCAGCACCCCCUGCGCUGCUUUCAUUCCCUGACUCCCCAACUCUUCGGCUUUCCGUUGAUCCGAUCUCUUCAGGGACGCCUGGACUCGUCCAGCCUCUGCCCCGUGUCGUGUGUGUGCGCGUGUGUGCGGUUUUUAAUUUAAUUCCAGACUCUUUUGUUUCCAUUUGUGAAUCAAAGGCGGUGGGGCAGGGGGAGGAGGGGCAGCAGCUGCCCCCCCAGCCCCACCCCAGAGCACAGCAUGCUGUCUCGGAUGGUUCUUAAAUUAUUUCAUACCUAUAUAUUUAUGUAAUAUAUCUAUACACACACAUAUAUAUAUAAAUAUAUAUAUAAAAUACCUGCA